UCCCUGCGCGCAGUAGGUCGACAGGCCCAUCUAGGCUUGACGGGCGGGCAACUACCUCGGUACCAUACCGUCUACUCCCCUCGCGCAGAAAAAUGGCGUGGCCGCACUACCGUUUCAUCCUCGACCUGCCGCCGGCCGAGAAGCUGGCGCGGCGCCGGGCGCUUGACGCGUACGCCCUGUACGCCCAGCUCUCGGCCCUGGUGCCCGUCGCUGCUGUCCUGCUGUGCCGGGCCGCCCGGUGGGUGGCGGUCCGGGCCCCGCCCCAAGGCCGCCGCCGGGGCGACUACGACGCCGUCCCGAGCUCGCCGGUCCUGAAGCAGCGCCGGAACAGCGGCGUCGGCGCGUGGACGGCCUGGACGAGGAGGGUGCGCUGGUGGUUGGGCGAGGAUGUUGUGCUGGCCGGGUGGGUGCUGGGGCAGCGGGAUCAGUGGGUUGUUGGCAUCCUGUGGACCUCCUGGCUUCUGUUGCUCAGUGUGCUGGGGACGGGCGACGACUAUCUGCACUUGACAAAGAGGCUCGGCAUCGUUGCGGUCUCGCAAUGGCCGCUGCAGUAUCUCCUGGCCCUCAAGUCCCUCAACCCAAUCGCCUACCUCCUGCGUUCCUCCCACGAGCAGGUCAACCGGUGGCACCGCGUCCUGGCUCGCAUCACUACCACCCUGCUUUGCCUCCAUGCAUCCCUGUACUUGAAUUUUUUCGUCCAGGUCAACCGCCUCUACCGGCUGGGCAACCCGGUCGUGCUCGCCGGGGUCAUGGCCUUCGUCAGUCUGAACCUGCUCGUCACGACGGCCCUGCGGCCGGUCCGACGAUACUCUUACCGGCUUUUCUUCAUCAUCCAUGUCCUUGCGAGCAUCAUCGUGCCCCUACUGCUCAUGAUCCACGCCGCUCCGGCGAGAGUCUUCCUUCUUGAAGCUCUGGGUGUGUUUAUCCUCGACUUGGUCUCCCGCAAGGUAGAUACCGUCACGGGACAGGCAAAGGUGGAAUCGAUUCCGGGCACGAACCUCAUCAAGAUCUCGGCCAGCAUCCCUCAUUCGAAGGUGAACCGCUUCCGCGGGCAGCCCGGCUCCCACAUCUAUCUCAGCCUCCCCGUGGCCGCGCGCAAGUCCAUGAGCGCCGCCUCUGCCUCGCACCUGCUGUUCGAGUUCCUCUUCAACCCCUUCACGGUAGCUGCCGUGGACGAGGAGAACGGCGACUUGACGCUGGUUGCCCGCCACACUGGAGGUCCCAUGACCGCGGCACUGGCGCGGUUGGCCGGUUUGGCAAGGCCCGGCGCGGCCAACGGCAUAGACGAGGACGGGAUCCCGCUGUCCAUCGAGGGACCCUACGGCGCGGCGAGCCGCUUCCCCCAGCUUUGCACCGACUACGACCGGAUCCUCCUCGUCGCUGGUGGUGUCGGCGCUACCUUCACGGUUCCCUUGUACCGCGCCAUCACUAGUGAAAAUCCCGGCGCACGGGUUAAGAUGGUCUGGGCAAUCCGGAGCGCGGGCGAUGCCACGUGGGCCGUGACCGGCAGGGAAGCCCAGGCUCUCCUGAAGGACGACAACAUCCACAUCUUCAUCACCGGGGACGUGGUCGACCCAGAAGGAUCGGAGUCCCUGAGGCAGAAGACGGCCGCGCAGCGCCGGGCUGACAGCAGCGGCGCUGGUCGUGACGGAGAUGGUGAGGUGGAAUUGUGCGCCAUGUAUCGGGACCGCCGGCGUGACCGGUACACGUCGCAGCACAACCGGAAGCGACCCGAUCUUAGGGAGAUCGUCGACGACAUGUUCAAGCACGGCCAAGAGGAGCGGGUGGCCGUGCUUGUGUGCGGCCCGAAAGAGAUGGCGAGGGAGCUGCGAGAACAUGUCGGCGUCUGGGUCAGGAGGGGGCGGUCGGUCUGGUGGCAUAAGGAAGGCUUCGGGUUUUAGGAAGAUAUAGAGUGGAAAAGGAAUAGUCUUACUUGCCCAUGCUGAUGUGUUCUCAGCCAAGCCGUCGUGCCAUGUAUCAGUGACCGGUAUUCUUAUGCCUGCAUAACGCUCGUUAUCCCGUACAGUCAUGCCAUAUACCAAACACCGCCAUCCCUUUCCCGCCGACCCAUUCUAAAGGAGCGAAA
Thermothielavioides terrestris NRRL 8126 is the source of this 2086-nucleotide messenger RNA. RefSeq lists its product as uncharacterized. Gene Ontology annotation, biological process: copper ion import; iron ion transport; intracellular iron ion homeostasis. NCBI's taxonomy places the organism in Eukaryota, Fungi, Ascomycota, Sordariomycetes, Sordariales, Chaetomiaceae. The transcript has 3 exons. Gene Ontology annotation, cellular component: plasma membrane. Gene Ontology annotation, molecular function: ferric-chelate reductase activity. Bases 93 to 1901 code for a protein of 602 amino acids. The record is from RefSeq and is a predicted model, not a curated record.